UGUAUAAGAGUCCUAUAAACGUGGUUGUGUUUUUAAUUUCCUUCGGGGUGUUAUUUUUGGAAGCAGCCUCUUCAUGCAACUAUCCAUCUGACCUUCAAAAUGGAGUGUGGUAUGAUAGCAAUAAGGGUCAGCUGACUUAUAAAACCAAUAAAAUGACAGGGUACAACUCUUCAAUUUUCCAAACCUGGACUUCAGAAUGGACUUGCUUCCUUAGGGACGGCGAUUACAUAAUGUCAAAGGCCAACAGUCAGAUAUAUUUAUUUGGUACAGAAGUUGAUGCCUACCUUUGUCAGCUGAUGACAAAAAUCACAAGUUAUUCCUAUUACUAUUACAUAGAAGGAGAAAUCCACCGAAAUGCAAACAAUGAUAGAAUGAGCACUUUCUAUGGGGGAUCAGCUGUGACGUUAGCUCAAGCGUGUGCUAAGUCGGCCCCAAUACGAACAGAAGAGUUUCACGUUCUUGUAAAGUCAACAAAUAUGGCAGACGUCAAACAAUGGCUGCCAACACCGUUGCUAGGCACAUUUGAGUACACCAAAGUCACGUCUGCUGGUGUUUCUUCCUGUGGUACAGGAUCUGUCUGGGACGUCUGCAAUAACCGAACGACCAUGACCUUCAACAUGACACAGUGCAAUUCAGUAGUUGCGUAUUCUCAAGGAAAAGUUUAUGGUGUGUUCUAUGUGACAAAAGGGUCUACAUAUUACGUUGUUGUAGUGAAUCCAGGUACUGUGGAUAAUUCAAAGUAUUUCCGUUUUACCUGUAUGGCUGUAACACAAUCAGGAACUACUGUAACAGUCGUAGAGAAGAGCGGAAGUUGUGGACCAGGACAAAACACCACAGUGGCUCCAUCUGGGGGUUCUAAGUACACCUUGACACCAUAUGUAGCCUGUUGUAAGUAUGAUUAUCAGUUACCUUAG
Messenger RNA from Saccostrea cuccullata (small rock oyster), 914 nucleotides. RefSeq lists its product as uncharacterized. The transcript has 8 exons. The record is from RefSeq and is a predicted model, not a curated record. Lineage: Eukaryota; Metazoa; Mollusca; Bivalvia; Ostreida; Ostreidae. Bases 153 to 914 code for a protein of 253 amino acids.